AUGGUUUUUGAUUGCAUUAAUGAGCGCGUGGAGCGUGAUUCCCAUAAGAUCCGGUAUGCAGAUUUCGAAAACCAGGCGGAAUUCAACGCCAUUAAAGCAUUGUAUCAUGUUCAGCUGAGGGGACAUCAAACUCCUGAAUCAAAAAGAAUGGAUCUCGAAGAGUUUGAAAAAAUCUUCCUGAUUCCUCAGACCUGUGGUUACAAAGACAUUUUUCACGAAACCAUCUCAAUGGUGGCCCCUCAAGCCCCAUUAAAUGCAUACUUGAAAAAUUCAUUGCUCAAAAAUGAGCAAAGCUUGAGUUUUGCUUCGCUUUGUACUGAUCCCAAAGGCCUUCUUGAUGGGGGGACCUCUUUGCUUGCAUUGAAGCCAUUUUGUUUUCAAAAGAGAUACAAACAUAUUGAAAAGCCGACUUUGCUUGCAUUGACAUAUCCUGCUGCUCCGAUUAUCGAUCAGACCGCAUCUGGCGGCACACCCAGCUCCAGUCUUAUUGAAGCUGGCAAUGGCAGCGGUCAACUCCAAACAAAGGCUUCAAAGCUAACCAAUGCCGAUCAUAUGGAGCUCUCAAAAUUGAAUUUGCCGCUGGUGUUUAUGAAAGUUGAGAAAAAUAGCAUCACUCCACACGUGGAAAAAGAGAGCAGCAUUCUCCAUUGCAACAAGCCAAGCUCCGAUGAAACAAAGACCAGAAAACCCCCCAAAAAACCUUCAAAAUCUUUGGAUAUAAAUCCAAAAGCAAGCAAAUAUGUAAAGCACAUUAUGAAUGAGCAGUUGCCACAAUUAUGGUCAGAGGCCGAAUGGGUCCAAUUUGCCAAUUCCACCAAAUUGCCGAUAGAUUCCCCAUUUAAAAAAAGCAAGGCCUCAAAGGCCGUGUCAAAGGUUACGCCAUCCGACAAUGGAUGUGCUCGCAUCGAUGGGUAUUUAUCGCACAUAAAAAAUAAGCUGUGGAGCCGCGAAAAUGAUGCCAAAGACAUGAACUGGGCCCGUUCGUUUUUAUUACUUUGUGAGCCUGAUUUCAGCGAUGCCGUGGCAUGUGAUGUUCCAAAAAGAUUUCUUUUCGUCACAAGGUCUUGUAUUCAUUUUUGGGGGCUAUUUACUUCGUAUCAAAUUGAACCAAAUGACCUGAUCGUUUAUUACCAAGGGGAGCUCAUUUCCAGCAGAGUUGCCUUUUUGAGGGAACAGUAUUACACCAAAAAUGGCAUCGGAUCCUCCUAUUUGUUUAGAUGCGAUGACAACUAUGUCGUCGAUGCGACUGCCAAAGGCAACAUAGCAAGGUUUAUGAACCAUUCCUGCGAUCCAAACUCCUAUGCCGUGAUAAUCAAUGAUACAUCAGGUGGCAUAAAAAUCGGAAUUUAUGCCAAAAAACACAUUGACCCUUGGCAGGAAAUAACUUAUGACUACAAAUUUCCCAUAGAAGAGUUUGAUAAGCUCAUUUGCCAUUGCAGGGCCCCUACUUGUAGGGGCUAUCUGAAUUAA
Messenger RNA from Mitosporidium daphniae, 1470 nucleotides. RefSeq lists its product as uncharacterized. Lineage: Eukaryota; Fungi; Microsporidia. Gene Ontology annotation, molecular function: protein binding; histone H3K4 methyltransferase activity. The transcript is spliced from 3 exons. Gene Ontology annotation, cellular component: Set1C/COMPASS complex. The record is from RefSeq and is a predicted model, not a curated record. Bases 1 to 1470 code for a protein of 489 amino acids.